This is a messenger RNA of Papaver somniferum (opium poppy), 1035 nucleotides long. RefSeq lists its product as uncharacterized. The transcript is spliced from 2 exons. Gene Ontology annotation, molecular function: nucleic acid binding. Gene Ontology annotation, biological process: DNA integration. The record is from RefSeq and is a predicted model, not a curated record. Bases 1 to 1035 code for a protein of 344 amino acids. Lineage: Eukaryota; Viridiplantae; Streptophyta; Magnoliopsida; Ranunculales; Papaveraceae.
AUGAUAACUACUCCAGUUCUAGCCUUUCCAGACUUUAAUAAACCCUUUGAGUUAGCUACUGAUGCUUGUGAUUCAGGGGUGGGAGCAGUGUUGAUGCAGGACAAGAAACCCAUUGCUUUCUUUAGCAAAGGGAUGGGAGCUAGAUUCCAAGCUAUGUCCACUUAUGAGAAGGAGAUUAUGUCAAUGGUUAUGUCAGUGACUAAAUGGAGAUCUUAUCUGUUGGGGAGCAAAUUUACCAUUUACACAGAUCACCAAGGCAUUAGACAUUUCUUGGAACAAAGAGUUCACUCCAUGAUGCAGCAAAAAUGGCUAACUAAGCUACUGGGCUACAACUAUGAGCUGAAGUAUAGAAAGGGCAGUGAGAAUGAAGUUGCAGAUGCCUUGUCUAGAGUUUAUUUAACAGAAGAAUCUAACUGCAAUGCAAUUUCCAUUCUACAACCAGCAUGGCUUACAGAAGUGCAAGAAAGUUAUACUCAGCCCUUACCAGUACCUGAUCAAGCAUGGAAAGAUGUUAGCAUGGACUUCAUCACAGGGCUUCCAGAAUCUGAAGGCAGAGAAGUGAUACUAGUGGUGGUAGAUAGAUUCUCAAAAUAUAGUCACUUUUUGGCACUCAUCCAUCCUUACACUGCUGCCUCAGUAGCUAAGGUAUUUCUAGACUCCAUUGUUAAGCUCCAUGGGUUACCAAAGACCAUUGUCUCUGACAGAGACAAUGUCUUUUUAAGCAACUUCUGGCAAUCAUUAUUUUCUAGAAUGGGAACUGCCUUGCAUUUGAGUACAACAUACCAUCCUCAGUCUGAAGGACAAACAGAGAGAGUAAAUGCUUGUCUUGAAACAUACUUGAGAUGCAUGGCUAGCUUCAAACGAAGCAAAUGGGUAACUUGGUUACUACUAGCUGAAUGGUGGUUCAAUACUAGUUUCCAUACUAGUCCAAAGCUAACUCUAUUUGAGGCAUUAUAUGGUUACCCUCCACCACAGUUUGGUGUGACCGCUUCCAGUAUUGGUAUCAGCUCAGCUGCAGAUGACUAUCUUCAAUAA